Molecule: messenger RNA, 1422 nt
Organism: Aspergillus oryzae RIB40
Lineage: Eukaryota; Fungi; Ascomycota; Eurotiomycetes; Eurotiales; Aspergillaceae
Exons: 7
Coding region: 1-1422 (473 amino acids)
Biological process (GO): transmembrane transport
Cellular component (GO): membrane
Molecular function (GO): transmembrane transporter activity
Source: RefSeq, a predicted model, not a curated record
AUGGUGUUGACUGCGGCCCAGGACACUUCGAAUAGCCCAGAAGCGGCACCCGCUUAUGACACCGCCGCUGAAAAGGCUCUGGUCUGGAAACAAGACCUACGCAUCGUACCCUUAUCAGCAUUUAUCUAUUUACUGUGCUACCUUGAUCGCUCAAAUAUUGCGUUAUUGACUCCAGGAAAUGCCAAGGUCUUGAACAAGGAUACUGGAAAUGAUCUCCUCUCGGAAACAAAUAUGAGCAAUUACCAGUACACGAUUGCAUUAAUGGUCUUUCUCGUCGCAUAUGCACUGUUUGAGGUGCCCUCAAACUAUUUGCUGAAGAAGUUGAGGCCUAGUAGGUGGAUUGCGUUCCUCAUGUUUGCCUGGGGCGGCAUCACAAUGGGUUUGGGUGGCUCUCGCAAUUUUGCGGAUGUUACGGGCAUUCGCUUCCUGCUCGGAGUCAUUGAGGCUGGGCUGUUCCCUGGACUCGUAUAUUACCUAACAUUUUGGUAUUGUGUUUCAGAACGCUCUAUACGUGUGGCACUAAUUCUCGCCUCUGCUACACUAGCCGGCGCGUUUGGUGGUGCUAUUGCUUAUGGAGUUGGAUAUUUGAACCGCUCCCAUGGUCUGUCGGCCUGGCGCUGGCUAUUCAUAAUUGAAGGAGCUCCAUCGUGUGCGUCAGCAAUCCUUGUCUGGUUUCUCUUACCAGACUAUCCAGAAACAGCGGGAUGGCUGAACGCUGCAGAGCUCAACUUGGCAAAACACAGACUCCGGUUGGAAGGCUCCAAGAGUAGCGCUAAAACGAUGAGCUGGUCUGACGCUAAGACUGUGCUGACUGAUUGGCGAUUAUACGGCCAUUACGCGAUUUAUUUUGGCAUCUCAACUCCUUUCUCCAGUCUUUCACUCUUUACCCCAUCUAUUACUGCCGGGCUGGGAUACGAGAAUCUAGAAGCCCAACUGAUGACUGUGCCACCUUAUGCCGUUGCAUAUGUAGUAACGGUCGCAGUUUCAUGGUCAGCCGACCACUUCAACGCACGCGGAAUCCACGCAGCGAUAUUCUCAUGCAUCGGUGCUGUGGGCUUCUUGGCCUCUGCCGUCUUACCUGCAGAUGCGUAUCAGCAUCGGUAUGGCUGCUUGAUUGUGGCGGCCAGCGGUGCGUUUUCGUGCAUUCCACCACUUCUUGGCUGGUUAUCUUCCAACCUUCAUUCCACUGCUGGAGCCGGACUGGCGAUAGCGCUCAACAUCUCUUUUGGUGCUCCUGGUCAGAUCGUCGGGGUGUGGAUUUACAAGGCGAAUGAGGCUACGAGGGGGUACCCCACGGGCCAUUGGACGAAUGCUGCUUUACUAUUUUUUGUCAGUGUUUCGUGCGUUGCGCUGCACAUAUACUAUGUGGUUUUGAAUAGGAAGCUACGGCGGAGCGGGCAGCCUAAAGCUUAUGUUUAUUGA